AUGAAAAUGGUGCAGCUCUCCUGGUCGGAGAAUCCCAAACUGAGACCAACAUUUCGGGAGUUAGAAGAUGCAUUACAUUUUGGAUUACCUUCUUCGUACUCUAGCAAAUCAAACAUCGUGGAUCAUAUGCUCAAAAUUAUGGAGAAGUAUUCUUCCAAUUUGGAGAGCCAGGUGAAUCAACGCACGGAGGAGUUGCAAGUUGAAAAGCAGAAGACAGAAACGCUUAUUGCCAAAAUGCUUCCUCCAUCUGUUGCUCAAGCACUGCUUUCUGGUGCGCCUGUAGACCCCGAGGCAUUCUCUGAGGUGACCAUAUCCUUUAGUGAUAUAGUCGGAUUCACCACAAUCUCGGCUAAAUCAUCACCUCUGCAAAUUGUCAAUUUACUUAACGAUCUCUACACAACCUUUGACGAUAUGAUUCAGACAUUUGAUGUUUACAAGGUCGAGACCAUCGGUGACGCCUACAUGGUCGCGUCUGGUUUGCCUAUUCGAAAUGGGCGUAAGCAUGCGGGUGAAAUUGCAACAAUGGCAUUGGAACUUAUUAGCAUUAGUGGGUCCUUCCAAAUUCCCCACAUGCCGGGAGUUCCACUUUACCUGCGUCUUGGAAUCAAUUCGGGUCCCUGUGUGGCCGGUGUAAUUGGUUUAACAAUGCCACGCUACUGCCUCUUCGGUGACACUGUCAACACAGCUUCGAGGAUGGAAUCCACCAGCACAGCAAAGGCCAUUUUGGAUGAACUUGGUGGCUACAAACUGGAGCACCGAGGAAAAGUUUUUCUCCGGGGAAAAGGCGAGGUGGAUUCUUAUUGGUUGGUUGGCAAAGAUGGCUUCAAAAAGGACUUGCCCAAACCACCAGACGGUGAUGCGUGA
This is a messenger RNA of Hydatigera taeniaeformis, 864 nucleotides long. The record is from the annotation of a GenBank genome assembly. Lineage: Eukaryota; Metazoa; Platyhelminthes; Cestoda; Cyclophyllidea; Taeniidae.